Messenger RNA from Gamsiella multidivaricata, 2601 nucleotides. RefSeq names its product CwfJ C-terminus 1-domain-containing protein-like protein. Gene Ontology annotation, biological process: mRNA splicing, via spliceosome. Gene Ontology annotation, cellular component: post-mRNA release spliceosomal complex. Bases 125 to 2533 code for a protein of 802 amino acids. The record is from RefSeq and is a predicted model, not a curated record. Lineage: Eukaryota; Fungi; Mortierellomycota; Mortierellomycetes; Mortierellales; Mortierellaceae. The transcript has 5 exons.
UGUAAGUGUUCAAACCUUGAAAGAGCGGUCUUUCAAGGCGCGAGAAGAAUAAGGUCUCACUUUUUUUUUUUUGCACGGUACUCUUGCAUUCUCCCCCCAUUCAACCAACUUUUGAGAACUCAGCAUGGACGCGCCUUCACGAAGCAGUGCGAGCAGUCAUCGGCGGGAUAAGGACUGGAAGGACGACAAGGACCGCGACCAAGACCGUGAGCGGGACAAGAAGCACCGUCACCACGACAAGGACGAACACGAGGACCGACAUAAGAAGCACAAGUCCUCUUCGUCUUCCUCCAAGACUCGGCACCAUGAUCGGGACGACGAAGAUAGACAUCGACGUCAUCACCACAAAUCAUCAUCAUCAAAACAUGACAGGGAUAAGGACAGAAGUUCCAAGAGCAGUGGUCGUAGAGUCGACAAAGAGGACAGCGGCGACGAGGACAUGUGGGUGGAGAAGGAAGUCCCAGGAGUUGAUCCGAAUCCCUUGCAGGCACAAAUCGCCAGCCAACCUAGCACAGAACCAGUUGAUUUAUCAAGCGAUCAGUACCAAUCCUCAAAUACACCCGCAUCAAAGGGAAAUGAUGGUCCAAAACAUGAUGCAUGGAUGAUGGAAGGCGGUGGCAUAGAUUUUGGGCUUAUGGGAGCAUUGAGGGUUAAGAAACCGAAAGAGGACCAGCCUAAUCCAGACAAGCCCCGGAUCAGCAGUCGUGAACUAAACGUCCACUACAAAGCUGGCCUCCAUAUAGACCAGUACCCAGAAAUGGUCGUAGAAAAGCCGUCGUAUACUAUUGGGGAUGCAGGAUCAAGCUGGCGAAUGACCAAGCUGAAGCGCGUUCUGGAAACUGCGGCGGAGGAAGGCGUCGCUCCAGAAGUCAUUGGGAUCGAGCGCUACGGGUCAAUAGAAAAGUUCAAUGAAGCGAUGGAGGAGCGCAGGGAAUUGGACAGGAGAGCAUCAAGGAGGAAGGGGCGCCGAAGUGACAGAGGCGAUGACAGGGACGACCGGAGGGAUGACAGAAGAGACAGCCGCAGGGACGAUAGACGCCGCGACGAUGAUGAUGAUCGACGGGCUCGAGACGACGAUCGUCGCAGCAGAGAUGACCGACCGUCGAAGAGCGGGCGUCUUUCAGAAUUCAGCUCUGCGGCUUCUUCACCCUUUCAGCGACCUAUGGAUGAGCAGGAACGGCUAGAAAAGGAGCUGGUGAGGCGCAACAGGGAGAAGGAAAGGGAAAAGGAGCAAGAAAGAAGAUUUACGCCAAUUCCAUCUCCAUUUGCAACCCAUGUAUCCUCACCAAUUCCGAAUCACUCGGCCGAGCCUACCAUAACACCUGAUCAGCUGAACAAGUUAAAGGCGAAGGCUAUCCGCGCCAAGAUGCUGGGAACGCCGGACGCAGAGGCCCUAGAGAAGGAGUACGAACAAGCACAGAAGGCUGCCCUGGAGAUUUCUAUCAAAUCGCCGGAUAUGCAGAGGACGGUCAUUGUGCAAACUAUGGGACGGUCCAGUGGGUCUUCGUCUCCAGCACCUCUUGGUCCUGGUAACAGGAAGACACCGGGCAACAAGAAGGAGGUGACACAUGAUGAGCAAGGAAACCGUAUCGCUUAUCAGGGCGAAGAGGGUGAUAUGGAUCUUCACGAGUUGGUGAGACGCGAAAAGCUGGGUCUGGAGGAAGGCAUGGAUAAGGAGCUCGCUCGCAGGAUCACUCGAGAUGCUGUUUUCAAAGAUGAUCUUGACUACAUGGACGAGAAUGCGGACAAAAUUGCGCGCACAGUCAAGAAAAACGACGCUCAGCUCAAGAGCUCUGCCAUUAACGACUAUCGCAAAACACAGACAGCACUCGAUAACUGCUCCAUGUGCUUCAAGGACGAGGGUCGCACUCCACCGGUCAUGCCAGUGGUUUCUAUGGGCGCACGCGUUUAUCUCGGUCUGCCACUGUACAAAGAGUUCCUACCGGGCCAUUGCAUGAUUGUCCCCGUUCAACAUGUCACCUCGACCCUGGAGUGCGACGACGAUGCCUGGGAUGAGAUCCGGAACUUUAUGAAGUGUCUGAUCCAGAUGAACGCAGCACAGGAGAGAUACGUGGUCUUUUCGGAAACAGUGAUUAACCUCAAGUGGCAGAAACACACGGUGAUCGAGUGUAUCCCUAUUCCCUGGGAUGCUGGCCAAACCGCUCCAGGAUACUUCAAGGAGGCCAUUCUGAAUGCAGACGAAGAGUGGUCGCAGCAUAAGAAGCUGAUUGAGACCGACACCAAGGACCCCAAGAACGGAGGAUUCCGUCGGCGGUUGACCAGCAAGAUGCCGUUCGUUCACGUCUGGUUUGGGUCGCCUGACAAGGGGUAUGGCCAUGUCAUUGAGGAUGCGGAUAGGUUCGAAGACUAUUUUGUAAAGGAGGUCUUAGCCUCGAUCUGCGAGAUGGACUCAUUGCAGUGGUCACGAAGGAAUAACAAGAGGAUUCCGACUGCAGAGAGUCCUAGACGCAUCGAGGCGUUUAAGAAGGGUUGGCACGCCUGGGACUGGACACGAACGCUUGCGGAUAAAUAAAAUCGUUGUUCUUUUUUAUUUAUUUAUUACAUUGACAGCAAAGAAAAGCAAGGCAGAUGAUAUCAACA